CUGAAAUCUAGGCUGAAGAUUUCAGUCAGCAAACUACCAGACUCCGGGAAAGAACCAGCUCUACUUUCUCUGUAAUAUCUCUGGAGCAACCUGAAGACAGGAGCUUGGCCUCAAGAAGACAGAAGCACCAGGAGACAGGAAGCCACCUCUGAAAGUUAACCUUCAGGAUCAGCAUUCCUGACUGCAGCUGUGCCAUGGACACAGAAGAGUCUACCCCUAAUGAGCUCCUGCUCAGAGACAAAAAUGGGCAAGAUCUCCAAGAGAUGUUGAGAGAAGUAGGAUUGGCAGUUGAGUACUGGUUGCCCAAGCUGCAGGAACACCUGGGUGUGACCUGUGCCCAAGCCUUACAACACCUAGAAGAAAAAGAACUCCAGAAGCUGCAAUCCCAGGCACAACAUCCCUGGGAGAAAAGGGCCCUGGAGAAGCUGCUUAACCUGUCAUACUCAAAUACUCUUUCAGAGUUACAGGAGUCUCAGGUGGAAACAAUAAAGAAAAGGCAGAAGCAGGCAGAACAGGCACUGCAGGAGCUAAGAGAGAUGCUGGCAGAAGGGAGGCAGCGACAGGAAGAGGCAGUGAGGAAAAAGGAAGCAGAGCUGAUGCAGGCAAUGGAGAUCCCCAAAGAGUUCUGGCCACGUCCCGAAAAGUCCCUAAGAGAUGUCACGGAAAACAUGCUGGGACAACUCAAACUUAUGGAGGAGACACUGUCUCACAGGAAGAACCUUCCAGAUAGAGAGCUGGUGCGACAUGCAUCUGGAGGACUAGCCCUUCAGGGAGUUUACAAAACCAGUAAUCAAAGGGGCCUGACAGAGAAGAAAGAGGAGCUACUCGGUGUCCCCAAGGAGUUCUCACUCUGUGGCCCUGCGCAGAGUACACGGAUGGAAACAAAGGAAUUUACAUCUUCUCAACAAGAAUCCAUGUUCAUCCAGGCUGUAGAGAAGCUGGGCUUCAGUGUAACUGCCUCGGCAAAGGGUGGAGGUUGGGGAUUUAGCCUGGAAGCUGCUAUGAAUCAGAGCAAACAUUCAGAAUCCAAGGAAACCCAACAGUCACAUUCUAAGCACUCUUACUUCUGCUCAACCAAGUUCAGCUACAUCCCACUGGCCUCCUGCCACUUUCCCACUGACCAGCUCCAGCUCUCCAAGGCUGCUCUACAGGAAUUGAAAUGCAUUGAAGACCUUUCAGGUCAGCCAGAAGACCCAGACAAACUUCCCUUGCUGAGGCGCAGGACUGAAGCCUUCUUCCACAGGUUUGGCUCUCAUGCUAACCAGGGCCCUCUGCACCUGGGAGGAAUCUACUGGUGGAAAGCCAUUUCAGAGGGCUUCCAAAGUGAGCAGCUGGCAGAAGUGAAACAGCAAGCUGCAGAGGCCCUGGAUAUUUACAUAAGGGGCAGCUACAGUGGCUUUGGAGUGAAUGUUGCUGCAGGUGUGGAUGUGUCAGACUCUCAUUCAAAAACAGCCUCUCAGAGAACAACCUUCCAAAAUCUCCAAACCAAAGUCCAAUUAUCUGUGGCCCAGACAGGUGGCCCACCAGAAGCAAAUGGCCUUUCACAGUGGAAAGCUGGCCUCGUUGCCAAUAAUCAAACCUGGUGUGUCAUUGACCGGGGAAUUCAGCUGGUGCCCGUUUGGGACAUCAUCCUCACCAGCCACCGAAGCGAUUUUAAGGAUCCUUGUCAGGUAGCUAACUGCCUGAAAGACAGCUACACUGCUCUGACUGGUCUUACUGCCCAGAUCCAGGAGGGAGAAGAAUUACUGAGUGUUGAGAAGGAGGCUAGGCUUUUCCUAGAGGAUGUGAAAUCCUGGGAGGUAUCUGAUCCUGAAGAGCAGCUUAAAAAGCUGAUAAAUUUCAUGCAAAGAUUGAGUGAAAAAAUAAAAAGUUAUAACACUUGGACUAAUAUAUGCCUCACAGAUAGGGGUCUGCAGAAUUUUCUGGUAGACACUGUCAACUUCUGCAAAAAGCAUUCCAUAUAUGAAACUAAAUUUAUUAAAUCUCAGUUGCGCAGCCUUUUGGAUCCUCACAUCUACAAAGUGACAAACUUUCCUCAGGCUCAUUCCAUCAUGCAGUGGCUAUUUCAGUCAGAACCAGAGGAAGAGAAUGUCAAUAUCACCCAAUUUUCUGAAUUAAUUAAAAUCUUUAAAAAAAACCAGAAUGACCUUAUGGAAGUUAAGGCCAAGUCUGAAUCCACAGAAUCAGUGGAGGAAGCUCAAAGCAAGGUGACUUAUGAGGUCACCUUGUCUCUUGGCUGCUUCUUGAGAUACCUCCAAGAAACGGGGCAGCCAGACACACACAUCUUGCUACUUUUGAUUGCAGCUGGUGCAGGAUAUCAUGUGGUAAACAAUACAUUUCAGUAUCUCCUUGGGUGUGAUGAGUUAGACUUCCUACUGGAUAAAAUGCAAACUGCCCUAGAUAAAUACCAAGAGCUCAAAAAUAUUUGCAACUACAAGGCUCAGGCAUUCCUGGUGCUCACAGGUCUGACAGCUACACUUGGCAUCAAAGUUGCUUCUCCAGAAGAGAAAACAGAACGCUUGGCAUUAGUAAGACAUCACAUGGGACAAUCUUUGUCUAAAGAAGUUGUACAUGUCCUCACCAAACCUGGGGCAGCUCAUGAUUGGGAAAACCUAGAAAAAGACUUGAGAUUGCUCAUUGAUGAGGAUUAUGAGGCCACCGUCUCUUCAUUGCAAAUGGAGGAUGUGAAAAAACAAUUGCAAAGUCUUUUCCAUGGAAAGAAACAGCCCCAUGAACCACAUGAUAAUGAAAGUAACAAACGGGAGGUCAUAGAAAAUAGAGCCUUCCUAGAAAUACUCCAGCGUCUAGGCCUAGAACAUUACUACCCAAAAAUGAUGAGCAGAGCUAACUUCCAUAUGAUCUACAAGAAUCCUGUGUACAACACCCAGCCCUGCUCUGAAAGAGAGCUUCCCUUCUAUUUCCUACAGAAGCUACUGAUGCUGGAUUAUGGGCUGAGAUACCUGAUCAUUAAGGAUGAUGAAUACACAGAGAAGCAAGUCUAUCCAAGCACCUCAAAUCAAGAAAAGGAGGCUUUUGAUCCAUAUGAAGAUCUAUUUGAAGACAGUAAUAGCACCACUAAUCCUUCAGCAACCACUAAUGCCAGGCCCUACAUUCACCCUAUGGAUAUACAGAUGGCAAUUCUUCACUGUGCAGAUGAUUUUGCCAGACAAUACAUUUUGGCCAAACUUUCCAUUUGUCAGUUUGCCCUCCCCCUUCUCAUACCUAAUCCUUGCAAUGCUCAAAUUGAAUUCUCUCUCUGGUCUCUCAGUCAAAUAAGGAGGAGCUGGCAGCAAACAGGGAAAUCAAUAAAAGAGGAGAAGGACAAUUACAAAAAUCAGCAGAUGUGUCAUGUCUCUACCCCCAUUGUGUCUUUUAUUAGAGUUGGAAACGGCUUCUCUGCCUCCAAAUCUCAGAUCAUGAACUGUCUUCUCAGUAAAAGGAAACAUGAUGUCUUUUUUCACCGACAUUGCAAAGGGAGCAGCAAAGACUGUCUCUUGAUGGGAGGUGUGGUGGAAGUUGCCUGGUUCUGUCCUGGGGGUGAAGAUCAGGACAGGUUUGACAACUGCCUGACCUUCAUCAAUCUUCAUGGAGAUGCAAAGGAACAUGAGAAGCAACUUGCCUUUUUGCAGGAGGUCUCUUCUCUCAUUGUGGUCCUCAUGUCAACUUCUGAUGACAAUAAAGAAACCCGAAAAAUUGUCCAUGACCUGUGUCAGAAAUCAAAAACUUUAAUCUGUUUGCUUGAUGAUAAAGAAAAAACCAUGGCAAAUAACUCUGGCCCAAGAGUGAGAAUUGGGGUCAGGAACAGAAAUGAGGCAGAAUUAAUAGAGGAGCUCACAACUACAAUCAGACGUUUGUUAGAGCUUUCUGACACUGCACUCAGCUUGGAGAACUGUGCCCAAAUUGCUCGCAAGCAAGGAUUGCUUAUUGAUGAAGACCAGAGAGAAUGCAAGGAAGCCAAAGAAAAGGCAGAGAUUCUAAUGGCCCUACUGGGAGAAAUGGAAAUACCUCAGAUGAAGGAAAAUUUACUACCCCUUCAGGGAAAACUGUGGCAACUUUGGUGUAAAAAGGACAAAGAACUCUAUCAUCUGAGAGAAAAAGGGAAUCGAAGCAUUGAACAACACAAGAGUGAGAUUGAGACAGAUAAACAAAUGAUACGAUGUCAACAGUUGAGAAAAGCCUUUCCUCUCAAUGAUUUAAUGCAUUCUGUCCUUGAAAUUCUCCAAAAUCAUUCAGAAACUCAUACCAAACUCUACUUCUUGCAAUGGCUGAGUGUGUUUUUAGACAAUUUGACUGCAGGACACUUGGAAAAACUAAAUGAGAAGAAAAAGGCAUUGUGGUCACUGGUCCAAAAAGAAAAGCAAGAGGCACCAAAGAGCAACUCUCUGAAAGGCUUGCAGAAUGAGAUAGAAGUUAUCUCCAGAGAGAUUAGUGACUGCACCUUGGGAAUUGAGCAACUUCUCAGAGAAGUUGGCCAGAUCUAUGAAGCUCUGGAAGAAGCUUCAUCCAUGAAAGAUACCCUAUUUCUCUCCCUUCCCCACAUUGCUGCAGAUCUGAUGCUAUCUGGUUUUCCCAUUGAGCUAAUGGAUGGGGAUGCUUCUUAUGUGCCCCUGAGGUGGGUGGCAGCUGUUUUUGACAAGGUCUCUGAGAAACUUGGAAACAAACGGCUCUUUGUUCUCUCUGUCCUUGGCCUGCAGAGCUCAGGGAAGUCCACCCUGCUGAAUGCACUUUUUGGGCUGCAGUUCACUGUCAGUGCUGGGAGGUGUACCCGGGGGGCCUACAUGCAGCUUCUGAAGGUGGAGGAGACAUUUGCAAAGGAACUUGGCUUUGACUUUGUGCUUGUUGUGGACACAGAAGGACUUCGGGCCCCAGAACUCAGCAACAAGUCCCAGAAUCGUGACAAUGAGUUGGCAACCUUUGUCAUCGGACUUGGAAACUUGACUCUGAUCAAUAUUUUUGGGGAAAAUCCAUCAGAAAUGCAAGAUAUUCUACAAAUAGUUGUCCAAGCUUUUCUGAGGAUGAAACAAGUAAAAAUAUCUCCUAGUUGCCUCUUUGUUCAUCAGAAUGUGGGAGAGAUUACAGCUAAAGACCAAACUAUGGAAGGACGAAGGCGGCUAGAGCAGAGACUGGAUGAAAUGGCAGCAACAGCAGCUGAAGAAGAGCAGUGCUCAGAUGUAACCCGCUUUCGUGAUGUCAUUAAGUUUGAUGUUAAUACCCAUGUCUACUACUUUGCUCACCUCUGGGAUGGCAAUCCCCCAAUGGCCCCUCCCAAUCUUCGUUAUAGCCACAAUGUCCAAGAACUGAAAAGCAGAAUUCUUGUGACUGCCCAACAGGAAUCUAGGGGAAGCAUCAUGAAGAUAUCAGAUGUAAAAUUCCGAGUUCAAGAUUUGUGGAGAGCACUAUUGAAUGAAAACUUUAUUUUCAGUUUCAGGAAUACCCGAGAGGUCAUGGCCAUGAGCAAACUGGAAACCAUGUAUAACUACUGGACAUGGGAGUUGAGGAGUCAUGUGCUGAGCAUACAGGACCAGCUGAUCAACCAGAUUCAGAAUGAAAAAAUCCAGAUACUCGAAACACACACAAUUGAGGCUCCAGUUACAGAGAAAUAUGAAGCCAUCAAGCAAGAACUUGAAAAAUAUUUUAAUGAAGACCCAGAUAGUGAAGUGCUGGUACAGUGGAAAGGAAAUUUUGAAAAUAAGCUAAUAAUCCUUAAAGAGGCAUUCAUUUUAGACAGCCAAAGAAAAGCCAAAGAACUUCUUAGUUUUAAAAAGAAUCAAGAAAAACUGCAUAACAAAAAAUCAGGUUAUGAAAAGGAAUUAUUGGAAAAAAGCCGAGAGUUGGCUUUAACUGUAAAGGGCACCCAACUGAGUGAGGAAGAGCUACAUGAGAAAUUCAACACACUUUGGAAAAAAUGGGUCUAUGAUUUGUCCUCAACUCACUCUCCAAUCGCAGAGCCUAAAAUUGAAGUGGAUUCUGAAAACAUCCUUUUGGAUUAUUUCAAAAAGGAGAAAGACAGGGCAAGCAUACUGAAUAAAAAUUAUGGAGAAAACUUUGAAAUCAAAUAUGACAAACAUAUCAAAAUGAACAAGAAAUAUUUGAACUUAGUUACAAUGACAUUAGAGGUCCAGGAUAAAGAGUCCAUAAAUAUGACUACUAACCGCAUUGUUUCAAAAGUUAAUGAAACUAUUGACAACAUUUGUAGGCAAAAGCAUGAUUACAAUCCAGCUUAUUUCUAUGAAAUCCUGAGAAUAAUAGAUGAGGAGGUGAAAUCUGCACCCACUAAGGAAAGAUACACAUUUACAAGAAAAUAUGAAAUAGACUUAGCCUUGUAUUUAUUCCAAAGAGCAUCAAUGAAGUUUCAUCAUAUGCACAAGGAAUUCAAGAGAGCAAAUGAUCCUGUAAACUAUCUGGAAAGCAAGAAAGAUGAUUUCUUCAUGAGUUUUAAGAUCUCUUGUCAGGGAGCAACCUCAAUUAAAACAUUUGUUGAUUUUCUGUGGCACAAACUCACCACUGCUGUCUCCAACACCAUAAAGAAAAACAUGGCCCGCAAAAUUGCUGGGGACAUGCAAGCCACCUGCCCGGCAUUCAAUGGAAACAGGGCUAACCUGGAGAAACACAUUCUCAUCUCUCUGGCAGAAGAGGAAAAUUUUGGUAAUUUUUGGCAGUACAUUCAUAAUCCGGAAUCAUAUUUUAAGAAUUACAUUGAAAACCACAUUAAAAGAUAUUGUUCUGACAAAGGAAGUGAAAAAAUGAAGACAUUUUUAAGAAUAAGUUCAGAUGAAAUCAAGAAUGCCAUCCUCUCAGCUAUUCAGGCAUCCACAGCAGUAGCUAAAGAUAAAAGCAGCACUGUGUCUGGGUGGUUGGAUUUGUUCUGUGAUCACCUGGGGAGUAACUUGAUCUUUCCACGAAAAGACUUGAUAAGCAUUGAACACCAGGAGAUAAAAGAUAUUGAUUUUCUCAAAGAAGCCAUGAGUACAGCUUUGGAUCCUGAAAUGAAGAGAGUAGAACAGAAUGAUUUGUAUAUGUUUGUAGAAGAAAUCGUUCCUGAAAUCCAGAAAAUGCUCACUGAACAUCUCUGUGGCUGCUGGAAACAGUGUCCCUGCUGUAGAGCAAUUUGUACAAACACAAUCCCUAUGCAUGAUGGAGACCACAGUGUUCCCUUCCAUCGUCCACAGGCUGUCAGUGGAGGAAGGUGGUACAAAACAGACCAUUUUGUCAUUGAUUGCUGUACCAGUCUGGUAGCAAGUGAUUGUGUUUUGGUUUUCGGAGAUGGCAGGGAAGUCCCAUAUAAGAACUAUCGACAGGCAGGAGGGGAAUAUGCCAGGUGGAGUAUCACCCCAGACACAUCCACCCAGCCAUACUGGAAAUGGUUUGUCUGCCACUUCAGAUUAAAGCUACAAGAAAAAUAUCUCCAAAGAUUUGUAGGUAAAGGUAAAAUUCCUGAUGCAUGGGACAAAAUUAAGAAACAGGAUGUGCUUAAUGACUUGAAAGAAAAUUAAUACUCAAUGACCACAAAACAGCCCCAGUAUCUGAACAAAGGAGGCACAUUACCUGAGGAAGGCUAAAAUAUCACCCACUCAUAAGGAAAACAUCCCUUAUAUCAAUUUUUUCAAUUGAAACAUCUAAAACUAAAUCAGUUAACAGCAAGAGUUGAAGACUUGCUGAGAAAGAACUUCAUUUUUCUUUGCCUCAAUUCCUUUUGCUUUAAAAACAGAUUACUAAAAUAUAUGAGUACAUGAUAAAAUCAAAUAAAAUCCAUUUAAAAUACCUACUUCAUAUUUUAAACUAUUAUUCUGAAUGUUAUUUUUUACUUUUAAAUAUAUAAUGUUAUUUAAAGUCACAAGAAAGUCAUUUUCAUAGAGGGAAGUUAAAAUCAUUGCAGACUGCCACAAAUUCUAUAGAAUAACUACACAGUUUAACCAAUAUACAGUUCUUGACUGGAAUCUACAAAUUCUUUUCAGUUCUAAGUGUAUUUUUUUUACCCUCAGAAAUUUGUGAGGAAGAGUUAUUAAUGCUUGAAUGCAAAAACAUUCAUGGAAAAUUCAUGAUUCCCAAUUCCCAAAUAUAGUGCUUUUUAGGGAUAUCCUGUUAUAGGAAAUGAAAAAAAAAAACAAAAAAAAAACCCCAGAAA
Molecule: messenger RNA, 8125 nt
Organism: Globicephala melas (long-finned pilot whale)
Lineage: Eukaryota; Metazoa; Chordata; Mammalia; Artiodactyla; Delphinidae
Product: interferon-induced very large GTPase 1-like
Molecular function (GO): GTP binding
Source: RefSeq, a predicted model, not a curated record